AUCCAAUUCUUCUAGAGAAUGUGGGCCGGGCAAUUUCAACCAAUUACAUUUCAGAAAAACUUGGAAGUUGAUAAUUUAGAUGAAAGGUCCCAUAGACAAACUGCCGAAUUUUUGUUAACUGAAAACGGAGUGGAACGCUUACACUUCAAUUAUCUUUUUAUUUGUGAUAAUUGCACAGAGAUGAAAUUGUCUAGUGAAAUACAACCCAGCUCGUUCAACAAUGACCAAGCAAAUAAUAUCAAUAGGGAGAAGUAUAUAGAAGACCUCGAGAUUGCAGGCCAGUCAGAAUAUCCGGAGGGAGAAACGGAGUUCCAAUAUGAAACGGAGAAGCAAUCUGCAGGAGAGAACUUGGAAGAUGUUUUUGAACCACCAAGGAGAACUCACUGGGUGAUGACCACAUUUUUAAUGAUUAGUUAUCUGAUCGGAGUAGGAGUACUUUCAUUACCUUCUGCCUUCGUCUCUCUUGGUUGGGUACCAGGAGUGUUGCUGUUGACCGGUAUCGUUUUUAUUACUACAGUUACAGGCUUAUAUAUGUGGAAGUUACAUUUGAAAUAUCCACAUAUUCGGAAUUAUGCAGCCAUGUACUAUCAUUUCUUUGGACGAACUGGUCAAAUAGUUGGUGGUACUCUGACUUAUCUCAUGUUUUUUGGCAUUAUGACUGCAGAUUUCCUUACUGCAGCACUUUCAUGGAAGAGUCUCUUUCAAGGGCAUCAUGUUUGUGUCACCGUGUGGUUCGUUAUACCUUUUGUCGUUGCGUUAGUAAUUGGGCAACUACGAAGUCUGCAUGGUAUCUCCUGGGUUGCAUUUGUAGGAGCACUUUGUAUUUUUCUUCCUAUUGUGAUGACUUGUAGUAAAGUUCCCGAACUUUCAAAAGGUGCACACGCUUAUACAACUAUUGCAGGGAAUAGUUUUGUCAAUGGCGUAGUUGCUAUGACUGAUAUUGUAUUUGCAUUUGCUGGUCAUUUGAUUUUUUAUGAAUUUAUGGCAGAAAUGAAGAAUGUGCAUGAUUUUCCAAAGUCACUGCUUGUUUCGCAGUUGGUUGGCUUCGUGUUUUGCAUGUUUACGGCUGCAUUUGUUUACGUUUACUUGGGUAAUACACCUAUUUUAAAGAGUCCAGUAACUCUGAGUCUCCCUCAUGAUAGAUUGCGUGAUGCUAUCAACGUUAUCUUAAUUAUCCAUGUAACAGCUCCAAGUGUAAUGGGCGGAAAUGUUUUAACUCGAGCUGUGCAACGUUGGUUACAAUGUUGGGGUCGACGAAGAUUUGAAGAUACUUCUCUGUCACAAAGGAUUUCAUUCUUCUUCUGGUCUCUAUUGGUUUAUGGCUCUGGUUUCCUUGUUGCUUGCGCCAUACCGUUCUUCAAUGAACUGAUUGGACUUCUUGCUGCCUUGAUUGGUUCUAGUAAUAGCUUCGGUAUGCCUGCUAUUAUGUAUUUGAUUCAGUUCCAUAAGAGUACUAGCUGGUGGAAUUGGAUAUUAGCAUUAUCUUGCAUUGGCAUAGGAUACGCACUACUUGGGAUAGGUAGCUAUGCGGGAGUCUAUACAAUAAUACAAGCAGUUGGAAAUCACGGAACUCCGUUCUCUUGUGAUAGAGUUAUCUAAAAGAAUGGGCAAUUUGUGAAUUUUCUGUGUGAAAUAAAUUGUUGAAUGAAACG
Galdieria sulphuraria is the source of this 1652-nucleotide messenger RNA. RefSeq names its product amino acid transporter, AAAP family. The record is from RefSeq and is a predicted model, not a curated record. Gene Ontology annotation, biological process: amino acid transmembrane transport. Gene Ontology annotation, molecular function: amino acid transmembrane transporter activity. Gene Ontology annotation, cellular component: vacuolar membrane. Lineage: Eukaryota; Rhodophyta; Bangiophyceae; Galdieriales; Galdieriaceae. The coding region runs from base 19 to 1599 and encodes 526 amino acids. The transcript has a single exon.